This is a messenger RNA of Tetrahymena thermophila SB210, 1452 nucleotides long. RefSeq lists its product as hypothetical. Lineage: Eukaryota; Ciliophora; Oligohymenophorea; Hymenostomatida; Tetrahymenidae. The transcript has a single exon. The record is from RefSeq and is a predicted model, not a curated record.
AUGGACAUCGAAAGUGUUGACACUGACUAUUUAUUGGAAAGCUCCUCUGAAAGUGAAAAUAUGUUUUCAUCAUCUUCUUUUUAAACUUUAGAGAAGUUUUACUUAAAUGAAGCACAAAAUGGUUCAACCUACUAAUAUAAUCAAGCUUUGAACAAUUCAAAACCUCAUUUUUAUCAUGAAACAUAGCUUUAUACAAAAUAUAUGAAUUAAAACAAAAGAGAAUUCUCACAUUUACAAAACGAAGAUGUUUUUUAACUUUCAGAUUCAGAAUCAUUUUCAGAUAAAAUUAACAUUUUAACUAAUUUAACUGAUUUAAAUAAAAGCCAAAUACCUUAAAUAAAUGCAUAGAUGCCAACUUCAUCUCCAGAAUAAAGAUAAAGAAAUUUUUAAUCAUUAAAAAUUGUAAAAUCUAAAAUAACUAUUGCUGUUGAUAUAAAUAAAGACGAGAAUCAAAAUUUUUAAAAAAACAACUCUUCCAAGCUUUUCAGUCCUUUAUCAGAAUUAUAUAAUAUAUUUGCUCAAAAUGUUGUUAUUAACAACGAAUAAAAUAGUCACUUUAACCACUUUUCUUAUCUUAAUUCUCACAAGAUUCCAACUAAAGUACAGUUGUUGAACAGCUUAGGAACUCUUGAAGUAUUUUUAAACUCUAAAGAAAAUGUAGAUGUAAAUUAAUCUUUAGUAAUAUAAAAAUUAAGUCCAUUUCAUAUUUAAGAAUCUUCUUAAUUCUCUUAAGCAAUUUAAAAAUACUCAAGUCAUCUUAAACUUUUCCAAGAAAAAUAAGAUUUGUUAAAAUAUAACUAAAUCACAAAUAGUUUUUCAAAGAAGUUAGAGACUAAGUUUAAUGAAUUCGAAAUUAUAUAAUAAUAAAAGCUUAAAGAAAUUUCAAAAACUAAUUGCUUUUAUAGUUAUAGUCUUUUUCAAUUUAAUGUAAAAAAAUUUGAAAUUGAAUAAACUAAAAUCGGAUACUCUGAAUCAUUACUAGCUCUACUUGGAUUAGACUAUUAAUAAGCAAAAUAAUACAUUCUAAGAAAGGGUAUUUUUGAAUAUACAAAUUAAUUUAAUAUAUAAGAAUAAUACUUCAAAUAUAUUUCUAAAUUAUUUGGUGAAGAUGUGAAAAAUUCUUUUAAAGUUGCCCUUUAAACUUUUGAUGGCUUUGAACUUAAUACAGUAAACAUCUAGCAUGCAAUUGUUGACAUAGAUUCAGAAAAUCCUUUCCUAGGUUAUAAUCAAGUACUGUUUGUUAAUACAUAUUAAAUUAGUGAAAACUUAAUAUAAAAUUUAAUAUCCCUAAGAUAAAAACACAAAGAACAAGUAAAUUAAAGAUUAAUAGAAUUAGAAGAAGACUUGUAUUAUUCUAUGGAAUCAAAUAUAUUUUUACAAAAAUAUUACAAAAAUUAAACAGAAAAUUAUUUAAUGUAUAGUAAAAGAGCUAAGUAUAGAAACAUAAAUUGA